AUGGGGUCCGUGCAGCUGACCGAGGCGUCCAAUCUUGUGUCCCGGGGGCGGGGUGCUGUCACGUGGCGGCGGGGGGCGCGGGCGCCGGCACGCGGCGGGCCUCGGGACUGGCGAGCGCGGGCCGGGGAGGACCGGCUGCGGGUGAGAUCUUGGCCGGCGGGCUUCCAGUUCGAGCCUGCCCUCCUCGUCCGCGGCAGGAGCAGCAGCUUCGACAGGACCUGCUGCGGUGCGAGCAUCCAGGAAGAUUUUUAUGGAAAUACUGUGAGAAAAGUGCCUCCAGGUGACCACAGUGGACAGCAGGAUCGAAUCAGAGUUUCGGAAGAACUCAUGACGGUGGUCCAGGAAAUGAAAAAGUACUUCCCGUCGGAGAAGCAUAGUAAACCAAGCACUCUAGAUGCCCUCAACUAUGCCCUUCGCUGUGUGCACAGUGUGCAAGCAAACAGUGAGUUUUUCCAGAUUCUCAGUCAAAAUGGAGCACCUCAAGCAGAUGUGACCAUGUACAGUCUUGAGAAGCUGACCGCUAUCGCCUCAGAACACACUUCCAAAAACACAGAUACCUUUGUGGCAGUUUUUUCAUUUCUGUCUGGAAGGUUAGUGCACAUUUCUGAACAGGCUACUUCCAUCCUGAAUUGUAAAAAAGAUGUCUUGGAGUCCUCUCAUUUUGUUGAACUGCUUGCCCCUCAAGAUGUGAGGAUGUUCUACACAUACACUGCCCAUGCCCAGCUUCCCUUCUGGAACAACUGGACCCACAUAGCAACCUCACAGGAUGAAUUUACUCCAGUGAAAUCAUUUUUCUGCCGGAUUCGUGGUGGUAAAGGCAGAAAACAAGAAAAGAACUACUGCCCAUUCCGGAUCAUCCCCUAUUUGAUUCACGUGCACAGUCCCAUCCAGCCAGGAGCUGAGCCCAGCUGUCUAAUGCUGGUUGAGAAGAUUCGCUCUGGUUAUGAAGCUCCUCGAAUCCCAGUGGAUAAAAGAAUUUUUACCACAACACAUACCCCAGGGUGUGUUUUUCUUGAAGUAGAUGAAAGAGCCGUGCCUUUGCUGGGUUACCUACCUCAGGAUCUGAUUGGAACAUCUAUCUUAACAUAUUUGCACCCAGAAGAUCGCUCCCUGAUGGUUGCGAUUCACCAAAAAGUCUUGAAGUAUGCUGGCCAGCCUCCCUUUGAGCAUUCACCUGUUAGAUUUUGUACUCAGAAUGGAGAUUAUGUUGUACUGGAUUCCAGCUGGUCCAGCUUUGUGAACCCAUGGAGCCGAAAGGUUUCUUUCAUACUUGGUCGGCAUAAAGUUCGAACGAGUCCACUAAAUGAGGAUGUUUUUGCUACCAGAAUAAAAAAGAUGAACAAUAAUGACAAAGACAUCACAGAAUUGCAAGAACAAAUUCAGAAACUUCUCUUGCAGCCCGUUCACGUGACUGCUUCCAGUGGCUACGGAAGCCUUGGAAGCAGUGGCUCCCAGGAACAUUAUAUCAGCAUUGCAUCUUCUAGUGAGUCCAGUGGACACUGUGGGGAGGAGAUACAAAAGAAGCCAAUGACCUUGCAACAAGUCUAUGCCAGUGUAAACAAGAUUAAGAAUCUGGGUCAGCAGCUCUAUAUUGAGUCAAUGACGAAAUCACCAAACAAGCCAGAGAUAAAGAUGUGCACAGAACCGCUGGGUGGUAAGUCAGGAGGGCAACCCUGGGAUGAGCAGAAAGUCUUCUCUUCCUUCCAGACAUUGAAAAAUCAUAGCAUGCACAUGGAGUCUUGUGAGGAUUUGCGAAAAGAGCAGGACAGCCCGUCCUACCAACAGAUCAACUGUAUUGAUAGUGUUAUCAGAUAUUUGAAGAGCUACAACAUUCCCGCUUUGAAAAGAAAGUGCAUAUCCUGUACAAAUACAAAUUCUUCAUCAUCAGAAGAUGACAAACAAAUCCACAAGGCAGAUGGUGUCCACACAUUGCAAGCUGUUCCUCAGAUCCCAGUCAAAGCUAAAUCAGAAAUGAUGACAGCUGAACAGUCCACAGAUGCUGAGGAAGGUGUUCCACAGACCCUCUCCACCAAGGCCCUGGUGUCAGGCAUAAGCCAGUGCAGUUACAGCAGCACCAUCGUUCACGUCCCACCCCCAGAACCUGAAUUGACUACGGCAGAGGAAGCCACCCUGGCAUUCAAGCCCUGGACCCUGAACCCACAAACGUCUUCGCUGACCUCAGAAGAAUUUAAACACGUAGGGCUCACGAAGGCUGUCUUGUCAGCCCACACACAAAAGGAAGAGCAGAAUUAUGUUGAUAAAUUCCGUGAAAAGAUCCUGUCCUCACCCUACAGCUCCUAUCUUCAGCAAGAAGGCAGAAGCAAAGCAAAAUAUUCAUAUGUUCAAGGAGAUUCUACUUCCAAGCUGACCAAAGCAGCUGAGUGCAAGAAAGGGAAGCACAAACGGAAGAAGCUGCUAGUACCUUCAGACAAUACCUGCUCUGUUGACCACACCUGCCCUCCCUUCAGAGAAGAGGUGCCGGAUGCACAGCCCUGGUGCCCUCCUGGGGCCUUCCCACCACAUGCUCCUGGCCUACCAUUCCCGUCCACAGUGGUGAUUCCCAGCCAGGCCCCUUACCUCGUGCCAGCGUGUCCCUUCCCAGCCAUGGCCUCUCUGGGGGGAUCAUGUGCAGCCUCAGUAACUGCACUGCCGUGCCUGCCCAGGCCUCCUCCACCCAGCAGCCUGACUAUCCCAGCAUUCCCUGCUCCUUACUUGGACACUUUCAUGACCGUUUAUCUGCAGGAUCCCCUUGCCUGUCCCGUGUCGUCAUUCUCUCCUUAUUCAUUCCUGGGAGCAGCAGGCUCUCCUGAAACAACACCCUCCGUAUCACCAGUAGCUCCAGGCCUGGACGCAUCAUCAGUCACUAGCCAAAGGAGGGUGGAGGAAAGAUGGGCGAUGACGCCCAGUGAAGAGCACCCAUUUAUUACUUCCCGGAGCAGUUCCCCACUGCAGUUAGACUUACUUCAGGAGGAAAUGCCUGCCCCUUCUGAAUCGCCAGAGCAAAUGAACAGGGAUGUUUUCCCAGAAGCUGAGUGCCAACAUGUCCUAGGCAACAGUGGGAAUAAGAAUAGCUGUUCCCCAGCCAGUGAACAUUCCACUGUGUUACUUGGAAAGGACUCUCCCUCUGGAACCAGUUCUACAGCAUCAGGAAGCAGUGACAGCAGUAUAUACUUUGCUAGUAGUGAUUACUGUUCUGAAAUCUCCCAAAAUGGACAGACAUCUCAGGAUGCACAGGAGAAAGAAACAUCUCCCUGUUCUGCCCAAGAGUCCAUCUGGCGAAUGAUAGAACAGACACCUGAGUGCAUUCUAAUGACAUAUCAGGUACCUGAGAGAGUUAAAGAAGUUGUAUUAAAAGAAGACCUAGAAAAGCUGGAGAGUAUGAGACAGGGGCAACCCCAGUUUUCCCGUGGACAGAGGGAGGAGCUGGCCAAGGUGCAUUCUUGGAUUCAGAACCAGACCAUCCCUCAAGAAAUAGCCAUCCAAGGCUGUGUUACCUGUGAAAACAAAGACUCAGUUGGUGAAGCUUCAGAAUGCUGUGACUAG
This is a messenger RNA of Orycteropus afer afer, 3543 nucleotides long. The record is from RefSeq and is a predicted model, not a curated record. Lineage: Eukaryota; Metazoa; Chordata; Mammalia; Tubulidentata; Orycteropodidae.